Molecule: messenger RNA, 2934 nt
Organism: Brienomyrus brachyistius
Lineage: Eukaryota; Metazoa; Chordata; Actinopteri; Osteoglossiformes; Mormyridae
Gene: arfip1
Product: ADP-ribosylation factor interacting protein 1 (arfaptin 1)
Exons: 10
Coding region: 423-1763 (446 amino acids)
Biological process (GO): regulation of Arp2/3 complex-mediated actin nucleation; intracellular protein transport
Cellular component (GO): trans-Golgi network membrane
Molecular function (GO): phospholipid binding; protein domain specific binding
Source: RefSeq, a predicted model, not a curated record
GCAGUGGAUAAUGUGUCUGUACAAGCUCCCCCACACGUUUCUGGAGACGAGGACAGACGAGGACACGCAAUAGAAUGAUGCCUCUAAAGAAUCUGCAGUGGACAAGUUCUGAUCUGCCUCGGAAUCUCCACCUCAGUCACCUUGAGGCGUGUGCCUCGAGUUAUUAAGUUCCCCCCGAGGCUGACACUUAAACACACCUAAAAUAUUGCUAUAUACCUUUUAUAUAUGCACCCAUUUAUGAGUUUACAACUAUACAGUGCACAUGUUUGCGUUUUGGAGCUCUUGGAUAUAUCCUAAUAAUGUUUUGCAGUAAAACACCUUGGAAAUUAUUAACCAAUAAGCUGAUUAGCAGAAGUUAUAUAGCAUAAUUCAGGGUUGCCAACUGUGGUCAGCAUGCCGGGGUGAGAUUUUCAGUUCGAGGGAUGUCUGAAGUUAGUGUUGGGGCAGAAUCUGGGGUCUGCCAAACAGAAGACCCUCAAGGCGGGGAUGGCGGCGAUGGCCGCUAUGUUGAGGAUGGUGGUAAUGUUCAGAGGUGCUGUGACGGUGUUCAGAAGGAUGCCGGUGACGUUCGAGUCGACGAUUGCGAUUCUCGGAGCGCUAACGAAGACCCUGACUCUGACGCUCAGGAGAGACGUGUCAUGGCUGAAGAGCCUCCCAGAAGCACAGCGGCUGAGAUCCCAGUGACCAGCAAUGGAGACGCUGAGGACGGACAUGAUGACGUCUUCCAGAGGGACCCGUCCCACGGGAUGCCCAGAACCUUGAACAUGCCCGAAACGCGGCUCGCACCCAUCAGCUACAGCCCCUCCGUAGAGGAGGGCAUCAUCGAGGCAGGCCCGUACAAAGGGUCGGUGAGCCAACCGUCCAGCCCGGUGGUGUACCCCAGCACGGCCGCGGCCAGCAGGCUGGCUCGCUGUUCCAGCGACAGCCAGGCCGAGCCAGGCGUGCUGAGGCCGCAGCCCACCAGCGGCCCUGUGGUGCUGACGGAUGACCUGAGGAACCCCGCCAUGGAGAAGCUGGAUUUGGUCAGGAAGUGGAGCAUCAACACCUACAAAUGCACCAGGCAGAUCCUGUCAGAGAAACUGGGCCGGGGCUCCCGCACGGUGGACCUGGAGCUGGAGGCCCAGAUCGACGUGCUGCGUGACAACAAGCGCAAGUAUGAGCACGUGGUGAAGCUGGCGCAGACACUGUCCUUGCAGCUGGGACUCAUGAUCCAGACGCAGCGGCAGCUGGGCGACGCCUUUGCUGACCUCAGCCUCAAGUCCCCUGAGCUGCAUGAGGAGUUUGCCUUCAAUGCCGACACCCAAAAACUCUUGUCCAAAAACGGGGACACUCUUCUAGGAGCGAUUAACUUCUUCAUCGCCAGUGUGAAGACGCUGGUGGACAAGACCAUCGAAGACACCAUGGUCAACAUCAAGCAGUACGAGACGGCCAGGGUGGAGUACGACGCGUACCGCACCGACCUGGAGGAGCUGAACAUGGGCCCCCGUGAUGCCAACACACUGCCUAGGAUCGAGCAGUCGCAGCAGCAGUUCCAGCUCCACAGGGAGAAGUACGAGAAGAUGCGGCAGGACGUUGCCGUCAAGCUGAAGUUCCUGGAGGAGAACAAGGUGAAAGUCCUGCACAACCAGCUGAUCCUCUUCCACAACGCCAUCGCUGCCUACUAUGCCGGCAACCAGCAGCAGCUGGAGCAGACGCUCAAACAGUUCCACAUCAAGUUGAAACUUCCCGGUGGGGACUCCCCAUCCUGGCUCGAGGAAAACUAACACCUCCAGCCCCGCCCUCCCCAGCCGUCUGCAAUUCUCUGGUACGGAGGCUGUUACCGGGGAGCCACCGUGGCGAUCUUCGCUCCGGGCCGCACCGCCCCGCGAGAUCCGUCACAAGAACCAGGGAACCUGCAGAGGCAAAGGAAAUAUUUAUGAAACACUUAGUCCUGUCCUAUAUCUAGAGUUUUAAGUUUUGUACUAUCAUGGUCGAGAUCCUAUCGAAGGGGUUGUUCAGGUCUGUGGUGGAGAAAUGCCAGUGUUUAGAGUGAUGCACUACUGGGUGUGGGGGGGGAGAUGUUGUCCUACUGGAUCAGCCUAGGGCAGUGUCUGAAUGCAGUGACGGGCUGGGGGGGGGGCGCUUUGAGUCAAUCUUCCUCUGAUAAGAUCCGAUCGUCACUCUAUCUGUCUUUAUGAUUCUGCCUUCUUUCAUUGAGGGAUUCCUAUGACUUGUCCAAACAGAAUUUCUUUUUUUGUAAUUCCUAAGACCUGCAGACCAGCCUUAACGUUCCACGUCAUGUGCCUUUUUAAGAGAUCGAUCUUCUCGCACGCCGCCAGAAUGUUCCCCUCCGCCGGCGGCGGCGAAUGGACCAAAUAAAUAAACGAGUACCAGCAUAUAGCAUAAAGUCGGUUUCCUUCCAGUGUGUCUUUAGCAACCUCUAAAAAAAAAAAUAACCACUCCAAUUCCGCGAUUAUUAUAUUGUAUCCAAUCUAAUAAGCUUUGAUAUUCCACGUAAACCAAAUGGAGCUGAAAUGAAAACUGUGUCUGUAUCUGAGAGAGACCAGCAUCGCACCCUGGUCUGCUGAUAUUCUCAGUCUUGCGUUUGGUUUUGAUUUUUGUCUUUAUUUUUUAUAAAGAGGAACAGGUUUCAUUUCUCUAGUGUUGGUGACUGUAUUUUAGAGCAGUAUGUGAGGAACAUUGGAGCCCUUGGAUAUUUGACCUUGUGUUUACUGACAGAACUAUAUAAAUAUAGAUAUAUAUUUGUAAUUUUCUAUAUUUACCUUGGAUAUGCACACAUUUGGUCUUGGGCUUUUAAUAUUUCUUGCCAGAAGACAUGGCUAAGUCACGCUCUAAUGGUGAUAUCUGCGGCGUUAAGGUGUUGAGUGGAAUGGGUUCUGAAAUGUCGUGUAAAAUCUUGAAAAACCAAACUAAUUAAAUUGGCGUUUUUCUUCA